Pseudomassariella vexata is the source of this 451-nucleotide messenger RNA. RefSeq lists its product as uncharacterized. The transcript has a single exon. Gene Ontology annotation, molecular function: protein binding. Lineage: Eukaryota; Fungi; Ascomycota; Sordariomycetes; Amphisphaeriales; Pseudomassariaceae. The record is from RefSeq and is a predicted model, not a curated record. Bases 37 to 432 code for a protein of 131 amino acids.
GGGCAAGAACCGAAAUGGAUAAUCAGAAAACUAAGAAUGGAAGCCUGUUUACAGACGCUCGAGGGCCGUACUUCUUCGGUCUGGUCGGUGGCCUUCUCGCCGGACGGCCGGCUCGUGGCCUCGGCCUCGGACGACAACACCGUCAAUAUUUGGGCCGCAAACACGGGCGUGCCACAGAAAACUGUCAAGGUUGGUCUUACGUCAAAAAGUGUCUUGUUUGAUAGUUGUAGCCAGUAUGUCCUAACUGACGAUAGUGCCAUUGCUAUUCACGGCGCACAAGAAUCUGGUCUGAUUAGUAAUUUAACCAACUCACCCCCGCCGAAGCUGGAUCACACUCCAUGGACAGAGAAUUCUCUGGCUGGCACCAGACUUCCGACCAUCAACCUCAUGUAUAUAUCAGUCGACAGUGGCAGUCGGAUGCGGUUCAGGUAAGAUUAGCAUGGUGCGUUUU